GGAAAUGGCUCGAUGGAUCAAGCAGUGGUUGUUUUGGUCAAUGAGGCCAUAUUUGCAUACUUUGACCACACGAAACAAACAUUUGUCCUACGUCCAAGUGCAAGCGCAGGGUUCUCUGUCCUGGAGAAGCGUGACAGCACCUUCUGCCUGACAGAGGUCAUAAAGGGAUUCCCUCGCCAAGAGAAAUAUGUGAAGAAGCUUAAAGAGGAGAUAGGAUCAAAGCCCUGUUUCGCACGCCCUUCCAUUCAAGUGUAUACUGAGUUUCCUGAGGAGAAGGGGAAAGCAAACACUUUUUACUGCUAUGCAACUCACUUUUAUCCUGGUGACAUUGAAAUGAACCUUUUUGUAAAUGGCCAGAUCAUGAAGGGAGAGACCUCUGAUUUAACGUACGGAAAAGACUGGACUUUUAUAGUAUACAAGUAUGUAACUAUCACCCCAGAGCCUGGAGAUGAGUAUAUAUGUGAAGUGAAACAUAGCAGUAUGGCAGAACCCAAAGUUAUUAUGUGGAGGCCUGACUUUUCUGAAUAUGUAUCACAUCCUUACUGGGCUUAUGCACUGUCUCUUGGCAUUCUUCUGGGAAUAACUGUAUGUGUCCUUAUUCUAAUAAGAAAACGGCAUUCUCAAAUAUAGUGGUCUUUAAAGAAACAUCACUGCAGUAUCUGUGUACAUUACCUGUGAGAGUUUUUAGGCACUAUAAAAUACUGUGAAUCACAUCUUAAACAUUUGUGAUUAUUUUUAUCUAAUGGAGAAAAAUAUUUUUUUUGUAAUUUGUUUAACUUUUGCCUUUAACCUGGAAUGGAUGUUAAUGUCAGUGUAACUUUCCCUUUAUUUUUCCAUACACAAAUUGUAUUAGUAAAACUAAUUUCAGUGCCAGUGUUACAUUUAAUUUUUUCUUGCAUUACCCAUACUGAACAUAUGGUGGCAGCAAAAUCAUACACAUUUUUACACACACAAUUAACUUGGUAAAUAUUUCUCUUGAUAAUAAAGUCUUGUAAAUAUUUUAGGAAUUUCGUGUGUACCUUUUGCUUUAAAAGUAUAUUAAAAUAUUUUAUAUAAUGUUUAAAAGUGCAGUGCAGUAAACUGGAUCUUCCCUACUGAUAAGACCAGCCUUAACUCCCAGCCUGGCUAUAUGUUUUUAUGUGGAUCAAACAUGUUUUAGUAAUCCUUCACAACGUGGUCAUGAUAUACAGUUAAUCUUGAGCAGGCAACCUUAUU
Paramisgurnus dabryanus is the source of this 1215-nucleotide messenger RNA. RefSeq lists its product as uncharacterized. The record is from RefSeq and is a predicted model, not a curated record. NCBI's taxonomy places the organism in Eukaryota, Metazoa, Chordata, Actinopteri, Cypriniformes, Cobitidae.